UAAGUUUUCCCUCCCAUUGCAGGUUCAUCGGUCUUGAUUCUCAGAGCCAAACAGGAGGCGGGGAAAGAGUGAGGGAAAGUGAGAGAAACAGCGAGAAAAUUGAUAAUUAGAACUUAGUAGUAGAGGAAGAAGCCAUAGGAAAGAAAGCGAGGGAAGGCAGACAGAUUAAACAGAGAUAAGAGGAGGAAAUGAAGCACAUUUUCAAGAAGCUACACAUAGGGAGUAACCACGAGCCACAUCGGUCAAACGAGACCCCUUCGUCGCCACCUUACACCUCCGAUCACCGUACUGCUCCCGCCAACCUUCCGGCUAGCCCUCCUUCAACAUCUUCGUCACCGGCGUCCACCGUUACUGGCGCUACAAUUUCUUCCCCAGCGAAUAAUUCUAAUAGUCGUACGGACUACUUCUCAUCAGAGGAGGAGUUCCAGGUGCAGCUAGCGUUGGCGAUCAGCGCAUCUAAUUCAGAGUUUAGGGAUGAUCCCGAGAAGGAUCAGAUCCGAGCGGCAACGCUGCUGAGUUUGGGAGGGAAUAAUCAUCAUAAUCAUCAUCGGAUCGAUGUAGGAAGGGAAAAGGGGGAAGCUGCCGCGGAGGCCUUGUCAAGGCAGUAUUGGGAAUAUAAUGUGCUUGAUUAUGAGGAGAAAGUAAUGGAUGGUUUUUAUGAUGUUCUCUCCAUAAGUCCGGCUGUCCGAGGAAAAAUGCCAUCUCUUACGGAUCUAGAAACAAACCCUGCGAGUUCUGGUUUUGAAGCAGUAAUAGUCAACCAAGUGAUUGAUCCUGCAUUGGAAGAGUUGGUGCAAGUUGCCCAAUGUAUUGCUUUAGAUUGCCCUGCUACAGAUGUUGGUAUUUUGGUACAGCGGCUAGCUGAACUUGUUACAGGACAUAUGGGUGGGCCUGUAAAGGAUGCUAACAUAAUGUUGGCAAGGUGGAUGGAAAGAAGCACAGAGUUGAGGACAUCCCUUCACACAAGCGUGUUGCCUAUUGGCUCCAUAAAUAUUGGUUUGUCUCGGCAUCGAGCUUUACUUUUUAAGGUAUUGGCAGACAAUACAAGGUUACCUUGUCGACUGGUGAAGGGUAGUCACUACACUGGCAUUGAGGACGACGCUAUCAACAUAAUAAAGUUGGAAGAUGAAAGGGAGUUUUUGGUUGAUCUAAUGGCAGAUCCAGGGACACUUAUUCCAGCUGAUGUUCUUAGUGUGAAGGACACUACCUUUAAAUCAUAUAACCCAAACAUUAGUAAAAUCCCUGGUAUUCAUUCUUCUAAUGCACCUGCAAUUGUUUCUGCUGGAUCAAAGCCAUCAUUGGGUGAAGGCAGUAGUCAGAACUCUUCAGUGGAUGGUAGUUUGCCUCUGGAUAGAAGGUUGACUGCUGAAAGUAUGGAGUCCUUAGCUUCAUUCUCUGGUGCUAAUAGUGAUGUUGGUGUUGGUUCUUCUGGUGUAUCUAGUAGAGCAUCUACUACUCAACAUGAUAAUAUUUCCUCCUCAGUUAUUGGGUCUUCUCUGUAUAAGGGUAGUCGUGGAGCCCAUGGAAUUGGUGAUGCUGUGAGGGUGAAUGUUAAUGUUGUCCCAUAUAAUCAAAAUGGCUCAGAGGAUUCAAAAUUCCUUUUUUCAGAUCUUAAUCCAUUCCAGAUCAAAGGAACUGGGAAAAGUUUCAUACACAACAAACCUGCUGAGAACAAAGUUGAGGACUUUCAAGGGCAGAAAAAUAAUCCCUUUCCUGGUCGCCCCCCUGUACCAUUGAUGUGGAAGAAUCGACAUGCAUACAAUGAAGUCCCAAGGAAAAAAGAAUAUGAUUAUAUGGAGGGUCUCUUUCCAAGAAUUAAUCGUGAACCAAAUAAUUAUAAUCAGUCAUCAUUAGCUUCUACCAGUUCUACCAUGUCUGAUAAGGUUUAUUCUCAAGGCCUCAAGUCAUCUGGUAAUUUGAAUACGGCCAGUAGAGAUGGCAAUGAUACAAAUGCUUCAAGUGGUACAUCUUCAGCUUUGGCACCUGGCAUGAAUCAAUGCUAUAACUCAUCUUUGGUUGAGGAAGUAAACUCCAGUUUUAAAGAAGAAAAUUCUAGGGAUGCAAAGAAUUUCGCAAAAGAUGCAGAACGCAUGGUUAAAGAUGAUGAAAAUAGUGAAAUUUGUUCCCAUGAUAGGAGAAAGUCCUCGCAUGACAGAUUUUUGGGGACCAACCUGAAACUAAAGGAACCAGAAAGUCCUAGCUCAUCAAUUGAUUCCAGCACGAAUAGGGUUGAUCAAAUAUUUGACGAUGUAGAUGUCGGUGAAUGUGAGAUUCCUUGGGAAGAUCUGGUUAUUGGUGAGAGGAUUGGACUAGGUUCAUAUGGAGAGGUUUAUCAUGCUGAUUGGAAUGGCACGGAGGUUGCUGUGAAGAAAUUCUUAGACCAGGAUUUCUCAGGUGCUGCUUUAGCUGAGUUCAAAAGAGAAGUGCGAAUAAUGAGGAGAUUGCGCCAUCCAAAUGUUGUCCUUUUUAUGGGUGCUGUUACGCGACCUCCAAACCUCUCCAUCAUUACAGAGUUUCUUCCAAGAGGAAGUUUAUACCGCAUUCUUCAUCGUCCUCAUUGUCAAAUUGAUGAGAAGCGUAGAAUAAAGAUGGCUCUUGAUGUGGCAAGGGGUAUGAAUUGUUUGCAUGCCAGUAUACCGACAAUUGUUCACCGGGAUUUGAAGUCACCAAAUCUUUUGGUUGAUAAAAACUGGAAUGUCAAGGUUUGUGAUUUUGGGUUGUCACGCUUGAAGCAUAACACCUUUUUGUCAUCCAAAUCAACUGCAGGAACACCUGAGUGGAUGGCGCCUGAAGUUCUCCGUAACGAACCCUCAAAUGAGAAGUGCGAUGUAUAUAGUUUUGGAGUCAUUCUUUGGGAGCUUGCGACACUAAGAUUGCCAUGGAGUGGGAUGAAUCCAAUGCAAGUGGUUGGAGCAGUUGGUUUCCAAAAUCGUCGCCUUGAAAUCCCCAAGGAUGUUGAUCCACUAGUUGCAAGGAUAAUUAUAGAAUGUUGGCAGACGGAGCCAAACUUGCGUCCUUCUUUUGCACAACUUGCAGUAGCCCUCAAGCCCUUGCAGCGGCUUGUCAUCCCAUCACAUCUGGACCAACCUAGCUCUCCUCUGCAGCAAGAGAUCUCCGUAAAUUCUACUCCUUGAAGUGUCUCAACUACUCAAUUGUGAAUAAGGGACAUGUCUUGUUUAUUUUGGCUUUGGUGUGAGGGGAGCAUAGGAAGUUUAGGAAACGGAAAACAAGGAAAAGAUAAUAGAAGAAAAAUUUCUAGGCACUGGUUUGUGCAAGUAAUGGAUGUAUACUGCUGCCUCCCAAAAAAUGUAGCAGCACUUUUUUGUACAGCUUGGUGUCGGGGACACGUGUGUGAAACUUUGUAACAUAUGCAUUAAAGAGAAAAUUGUCAUAAAGAUGGUGUGCGUUUUCUUUUC
This is a messenger RNA of Manihot esculenta (cassava), 3416 nucleotides long. Its product is annotated as serine/threonine-protein kinase EDR1. NCBI's taxonomy places the organism in Eukaryota, Viridiplantae, Streptophyta, Magnoliopsida, Malpighiales, Euphorbiaceae. Gene Ontology annotation, biological process: protein phosphorylation. The transcript has 13 exons. Gene Ontology annotation, molecular function: protein kinase activity; ATP binding. The record is from RefSeq and is a predicted model, not a curated record. Bases 189 to 3134 code for a protein of 981 amino acids.